UUUAUCGAAAUCGGAGGUGGAGGGGGUAUUCUGUAUAAUUACCUUCAUCAAAAUCGAAGAAUGGUACUGUAUUCUGUGUAAUAAUUAUUUUUUCUCAAAGAAAAGUAUGGAUGCCGUCAACCCUACUCCUCAAGAUCUACAAACGAAAUUGUACUUCUUGAUGGAACAGUUGCAACAUAUGGCUGGAGAAUUACCGCCAAAGUAUCAGAUGCGAUUACCUUACGAAUUGUUGUCCGGUUUAGCAAACUCAUUGCUAAACGAUACUAUUUUUGAGAUAGUGAAAGGUUUGAUGGAAAUACAGCACGUCACUGAGAAGCAUCUCUUCCAACAGCGACUCCAGCUUUUGAAUCAACAAAAGAUUGAGUUCCAAGAAGUGUUAUCAGCAAUAAUGACAGAUGACAAGCUGACCUUGACAAAAGUCGCACUGUACAAGAAGCACAAGGAGGAAUUGAAGCAAAUGGACAUGAAAUUGGUAUUGCAGUUAGAUCAAAAAGUAGCUGACCAGCAAAGUAUAUUGGAGAAGGCUGGAGUGCCAGGAUUCUAUGUAACAAAUAAUCCGGUGGAAAUUCAAGUACAAAUGAGGCUGUGUGACUUCAUAAUCAGACUUAGCAAGAUGGAUAUACCAACUUAACAUAAAUUUAGGACUAUGUCCUGUCUGUCACUUGUGCCUCUACUUGCUCUAGGAUGAUGAUGUUCAACUUUGGUCAGCGAUUCGAAGGUCUUGUGAAUUUUGGAUAUUUGGCUUUUAAGUCAUUGUUAUCCUGACCUUGCUAAUCUGUCCUCCAUCCUUCCUAUGACCUCCAUCCAACUCUCCAUUCUCUUCUCUUAGAUCUCAUUCAUUUUACUAUUGUCCUGUAUGUUUGCAUAUCUCUCUAAUUCUGCUGUUUCUUAUCCUCUUCUGUAUUCUAUUGCCAGUUAUUGCUUAAAAUAUCUUUAUCU
Cyphomyrmex costatus is the source of this 939-nucleotide messenger RNA. It is a transcript of the gene gdl, whose product is annotated as gonadal protein gdl. The record is from RefSeq and is a predicted model, not a curated record. The transcript has 2 exons. Lineage: Eukaryota; Metazoa; Arthropoda; Insecta; Hymenoptera; Formicidae. The coding region runs from base 107 to 631 and encodes 174 amino acids.